AUGAACCAAACCUGGAAAACAUAUUGCACUCUAUCCGCAUCCUCGAAUCUUAAUCGACGAGUCUACGCCCAAUUACUGAACCUCAAUAGCAUUUGCUCCCGAUUUUACUUAAAUUGUCCCGUGCCGCGCCUUUCACACUCCAUGGCUUCAAUUUCGGAGGCUUUCCCGGCCCCCGAUUCAGCCGGUCAGUUAGUGCAUCAUGACGGCAAAGAGUACCGAGUCAUUAGAGAAGGACGAGCUUACAUCUUGAAACCACCUGCGGAAACUGCAGCCACACAAGCGACAAAAAGGGAUCUCAAGGCCGAAGAUGAAUCGCAGACUGUUUUUUACAAUCCUAUUCAACAAUUCAACCGUGAUUUGACGGUUCUCGCACUCCGCGUUUACGGCGAACAUGUGAAGGCGCUGAAUAAGGUGAAAAAUGAGAAGCGAAAACGAAAGGCUCAAGGGAAUAUCGUUGGGCGAAAUAAGAGGAGGAAGCGGGAUGAUGGGGGGGUUACAGAGGCUAAAGAGCAGGGUAGCAAACAGGAUAGCGAAGCUCAGGGGCCUGAAGAGGAAAGCAAACAAACGACGGAUGCUCAUCCCAAAACGGUUUCUUCUCCCCCGUUCACUAUCUUGGACGCAUUAUCUGCAUCCGGUCUACGUGCUUUGAGAUACGCCACUGAGAUCCCAUGCGUUACUCGCGUCGUUGCGAAUGAUUUGUCGAGCUCCGCGAUUCAGUCGAUGAAAUUGAAUAUUGAAUACAACAGACUCGACAAGCUCAUUCAACCCAACACUGGCGAUGCUCGUAUCUAUAUGUAUAGUCGUCUUAAACCAGCAUCUAAUCCGCAUAAAAAAGACGACACCGGCAAAUUCGAUGUCAUUGAUUUGGACCCUUACGGCAGUGCGGCCCCAUUCAUAGAUGCAGCUGUGCAAAGUGUCAAGGACGAGGGUCUCCUUUGCAUUACCUGUACUGAUGCAGGUGUGUGGGCAUCGAAUGGGUAUCCCGAAAAGUCCUUUUCCUUAUAUGGUGGUGUUCCAAUGAAAGGAACACAUUCCCACGAAGGUGGACUACGCCUAAUCCUGAACAGUGUUGCAACAUCUGCUGGGAAAUAUGGCCUCGCGAUUGAACCUCUUCUCUCGUUAUCGAUUGAUUUCUAUGCUCGCUUAUUUGUCCGUGUCCAUCAGUCACCCGCGGAGGCCAAGUUCACGUCCGGCAACACAAUGCUUGUCUACAAUUGUGAUUCAGGCUGUGGAGCGUGGGCCACCCAGCCUUUGACCCAAACCAGACAGAAGCUUGAUAAAAGGGGGAAUCCGUUUUAUCAUUUCGGAUUUGCACAAGCGCCAUCCACAAACCAGAAGUGUGAGCAUUGCGGAAUGAAGACACAUCUGUCUGGACCAAUGUGGGGUGGUCCUCUUCACAACCCUCAUUUUAUCCAAAAGAUUUUAGACCUCCUUCCCCAAGUUGACAGGGAUGUAUACCAGACCAUAGACAGAGUUGAAGGCAUGUUGACCACAGCACUUGAAGAAGAUCUGAACCUGGAACCAUCAACGGAAGGUGAUACAAGCCAGUCUCCAACCGGCCUGGGUGAAGAGGACACCCAAACCCAAACCGAGGAACUUGUGCACAUUAUUCCCCGUGCAGAUCCCGCCUUACGUGACGCCCAUCCUUUCUAUUUCAGCCUCUCUAGCAUCUCAAAAGUCCUGCACACAACCACUGUUUCGUACGAUGCGUUCCGCGGGGCUAUUCGCCACUUGGGCUACCGCUGCACGCGCAGUCACACUAAACCAAACACGGUCCGUACCGACGCUCCAUGGACCGUUAUUUGGGAAAUAAUGCGUGAAUGGGUGAGACAAAAACAGCCAGUUAAAGAGGGAUCCAUAAGACCUGGGACUGCAGCUGCCGGGAUUAUGGCUAAAAGCCGAGAGAGGGUUAAGGAUUAUUCGCAAUUAACUCUAUUGAAGAAGGAACUGAUCUCUGCCGCCGAGGCUGGCAAGGACACGUCCGAUCUCAUCACUAGAGUGGAAGCUACAUUGUAUCGUUCAGGUUCUCGAACCUUGCUAAACAAGGACCAAAACCCACCCGACCCUACCUCGAAUAUCACAGGCGGAAUUCCACAGCACAGGAACGGCUCUCAAGAAACAACUCUAACAUGCCGCAGCUCGCCCCCCCGCCAGGCUUGCUCGGAGCUUGAAGUGGUUUUUGAUGAAACCCUUGGCCGGCAAACGGGGCGCCGCAAGCGGCUCGUUAGGUAUCAGAUGAACCCGAGAGCUAAUUGGGGACCCUUGAGCCGAGCGUCGGGGGGUUCAUGA
Aspergillus puulaauensis is the source of this 2289-nucleotide messenger RNA. It is a transcript of the gene TRM1, whose product is annotated as tRNA (guanine26-N2)-dimethyltransferase. Gene Ontology annotation, cellular component: nucleus. Gene Ontology annotation, biological process: tRNA N2-guanine methylation. The record is from RefSeq and is a predicted model, not a curated record. The transcript has a single exon. Lineage: Eukaryota; Fungi; Ascomycota; Eurotiomycetes; Eurotiales; Aspergillaceae. Gene Ontology annotation, molecular function: RNA binding. The coding region runs from base 1 to 2289 and encodes 762 amino acids.